Malania oleifera is the source of this 2246-nucleotide messenger RNA. RefSeq lists its product as uncharacterized. The transcript has a single exon. The coding region runs from base 508 to 1830 and encodes 440 amino acids. Lineage: Eukaryota; Viridiplantae; Streptophyta; Magnoliopsida; Santalales; Ximeniaceae. The record is from RefSeq and is a predicted model, not a curated record.
CUUUUUAGUGGAAAACUGGAAAUGUGAGCAGAAGCCGCCUCUCUUUUAGAGAAGAGAAAGGCUACACAACCCAUCUCUCUCCAGACUCAAAAGCCCUAAUUACCCAUAUACAAAAACGGGAAAAAUCCAAGAAGAAAAGCCCUCUUUGCUGCAACCCAGCAAUUUGAUGAUCCCUGGUCGUUUACUAUCUUGUUCAGAGAUACACGCUUCUGCUCCAAUAUAAAGAAGAUAAAAGCUAGACAGAUAAAGAAAGAAGGAAAGAAGAGAAGGGGGGGUACAGUAGCUGUCGUCUUCGUUCCAGAUCAUCAGACCUAGCUUCCUGCUUUAUAGACAUGGGUACUUUCUGAAAGCUCUCUCUCUUCCAGAACCUGAUCAAUCUCCAUCUUCUUCUUCUUCUUCCCCAGACAUCCUUCCUUUAAUGAGUCUGUAACUCAGUUACCAAAUCUCUCUCUCUCUCUCUCUCUCCGCUUGCUUUUUUCCCUUUUUGCCCUUCUCUCUGUCUCUGCCAUGGAUUCAGCUAACAGUGGCAGCAUACAGUCGUCCAGCGGUGGCGACGAGGAGUACGACUCCCGCGCCGAAUCGAUCUCGGCGUUCCUGAUCCCAACCGCCCACGUCGGCGCCAUCCCUAACCCGCCUUCGCAACCGCUGCCGCAUCACCACUCCGCCGUGUUCGACCCCCCGCCGCUCCCCAACUACUUCGACCCUUUGUCGCGAUCGCCGCCGUUACCAAACCCGAAUUCCCUUCUCAACCUCGAACCAGUCUGGUCCAAACCUCUGCGAUCCGACCCGAAUUGCACCGAAAUCGGCGGCGUAAUGGUCUCGUCCUCCCCCGGCCCACCCUUCCCCACAGCCCAGGGACAACAACCUCGAGCCCCAUUCUUGAACUCCUCGCCGUCCAUUGGUUAUCCUCAGGUGCCGGAAAAUGCGGCUCGCGGUCCGGGUUCGGGUCCUCCUCCGGCCGAUCAAACCAACCCGGUUCGUAAUCCAAAGAAACGAUCCAGAGCGUCUCGUCGCGCACCCACCACUGUCCUCACCACCGACACCACCAAUUUCCGUGCCAUGGUUCAGGAGUUCACCGGGAUCCCGGCGCCCCCGUUCACAUCGUCGCCUUUCCCCCGAAGCAGACUCGAUCUAUUCGGUGCACCGUCGAGCAUGAGAUCCGGGCCUUUGGACGGUGCAACGCUAACCCCUUCCUACCUGCUCAGACCCUUCGCCCAGAAACUCCAAACCCAAACGCUCCCAUUCGUUUCUUCUUCAUCAUCUCCAUCUUCACUGGUCGAUGCCAUUGUUUCAACCACGGCCGCUAACAUCACUUCUUCCAAUACGACGCCGCUUGGCUUCCAAAUGCCAUCUGAUUUGGGCAUUCUCAAGCAGCCCCAAAACCUGAGCAAUCUCCUGAACAUGCAGAACCCGAUUUUCACGUUUCAAUCGUUCCUUCAGAACCCGCCCAAAUACCCGUUACCCAAUACGGGUUCAAAAUCUCAACCGUCUUUGGACUUCGGAUCCAACGAUAAUUCCCAACUCAAAAUGGGGAAUGUUCUGGAAGACUUCGGCUUGGGGCACGGGCUGGGCGGGCUGGGCCCGAACUUAGUGUCACCGCCUGAUGGCCCUCCGUCCUCGAGGGGCGGCGACAAUAACACACCGAGCUGGGGCGACGGAACUGGAGCCAAUGUUAAUGGGAGUUACGGAAACUCAUCGCCACGGGCUUCGAACGGGAAAGUAAACUUCGCGGCUGCUUCAUCGGAUUUUCACGGGGAGAAGCCGCCGGAGAACAAUGCUGUUGCCAGAAGUGAAGGUAUGGUGGAAUCGUGGAUUUGUUCUUCGGAUUAGAAUUAAAUAUAGUUAAUUGCCAUGGAUGGAUGGAUCGAUGUCCUUGAAGAUUAUGAUCAGAGCUGAAAUGGGUCGAAAAAAUUAUAUAGAAAAAAGAUCGGAGAAGCAUUGUUUUUAGGUUCUCCACAAUAUAUAUCUACCUUAACCCGUGACUUCCGGUCGAGCUAGGAAAUGAAAACUUCUCUCUCUCUUUCUCUUCCAUUUUAAUCAUCAUGUGUAAAUAACAGUCUUUAGUUUUUGUUUUUUUUUUCCCCCUUCGAUUUACUAUAUGAUAAGUGUUUCUGAUCAUACAUAGCUAGCAUCGACACAGACGAUCGAUAGAUGUUCGGUUGUUUUAAUUUCUUCUUACAUUAAUUAUUCUCAUGGCUUUGUUUGUUUAUUUAUCUGAAAAUCAAAUAGUGAAAUGCCGUUUGCUA